AAAAUGAAGUUUUUCAUCGUUGCGGCCUGUGCCCUGUUUGCCCUGGUUUCGGCUCAGGAUGAACAGUAUACUACCAAAUACGAUAAUAUCGAUGUCGAGGAAAUCCUCAAGUCGGAUCGCUUGUUCAACAACUACUUCAAGUGCCUGAUGGACGAGGGUCCGUGCACUCCGGACGGCAAUGAGCUGAAGCGUAUCUUGCCGGAAGCGCUGCAGACAAACUGCGAAAAGUGUACCGAAGCUCAGCGAGCCGGGGCCAUCAAGGUUAUCAACUAUAUGAUAGAGAACCGCCCGGAACAGUGGACGACCCUGCAGGCAAAGUACGAUCCGGAUAAUACCUACAUCGAGAAGUACCGCGCCGAGGCGGAGCAGAGCGGUAUCACCCUGUGAAGAUUGUCCAGCAAGUGUGAAAUUGUUCAUCAGUAG
This is a messenger RNA of Ochlerotatus camptorhynchus, 423 nucleotides long. RefSeq names its product ejaculatory bulb-specific protein 3-like. Lineage: Eukaryota; Metazoa; Arthropoda; Insecta; Diptera; Culicidae. The transcript has a single exon. The record is from RefSeq and is a predicted model, not a curated record. The coding region runs from base 4 to 387 and encodes 127 amino acids.